AUGACGUCGUCGUCAGAAGAAGAUGGUAACACUACUCGCACGCAUCGCGCGGAGAAGUUAGAAAAGUUGAAAGUGUCCGAACUGAGAGAACGGUUAGCCAAAAGAAAGUUAAAAGUGAGCGGGAAAAAGCAAGAGUUGAUUGCACGAUUAUUGAGAGAAGAAGAAGAAUUAGAUUUAUCAGAAGAAGGAAAAGAAGCCGUUGAUUCAGUUCCUUCUCCUCCUAAACAACAGCAUCAGCAGCAGCAACAACAACAGCAACAACCGUCGGAAAAAGCAACAACGAAUAGUGCGAAUAAUAAUGGUGUUGUCAUUAAAAGGAACGUCAUGAACGGGAAAGCGUCUCCGGCCUCGUUCGCGACGGAGGACUUACGGUUAGAACUGGACAUCGCGAAAGAUCGCGAGGACGGGAAAGGGUUCACUGGAUUAGAAAUCACGUGGUUAGGAACUUCCUCGGGUGCGCCGACGUUUUCGAGAAACGUGAGCGCGACCGCGGUGAGAACGAAAGACGAGGUGUGGUUGUUCGAUUGCGGCGAGGCGACGCAGCACCAGAUGAUGCGAUGCGGGGUAAAGUUGAGUAAAAUUUCUAGAAUAUUCAUCACGCACAUGCACGGAGAUCACAUUUUCGGUUUACCCGGUUUAUUGUGCGCGAUUUCCGCGUGUCGGUCGGAAACGUACAAGCAAAAAGACGAAAAGAAGAAGAGAAACGGGAACAACGGACGAGGCCCUCGAGACGCGUUCAAGGACCAGGAACCGCUCGUGAUUACCGGUCCACCAGGUUUAAAAGCGUUCGUACACGCCGCGAUGACGUACUCGAGAACGCAACUCGGGACGGAUAUUAUCGUCACGGAAUUGACCACGCCGUCGAGAGAAAAGUUUGAGAAGUGCAACGGCAAGGUCCCGGCGCACGUCGCGGUGAACGAAGAUUGCGCGUGGAAGAAACGAGGUAAUUUAGUCUUUGGGGAUUGUUGGCCGCAAGAAGGCAUGAACCACGUCGGUUUUCCGAGGUAUAAAGCGAGAGAGUGGGAAGAAGAAAAUCGACACGCGUGGCCAUCCUGGGUUGUUUUAGCGGACGAGAACGUGUGCAUUCGCGCGGCGCCGUUGCGACACCCGGUCCCGUGUUUCGGGUACGUCAUCGAAGAGAAAGAUCGCGACGGGCACAUGAAAGUCGAGUGGUUGACUGAACAAGGUUUACCCCCGAGCCCUUUGUAUAAAAAUUUCAAAGCUGGAAAAUCGGUCGAGUCUCCUAAAGAACCUGGAAGGAUCAUCACUCCGGAAGAGGCGAUGGAAUUGCCGAGACCGGGAAGAAAAAUCGUCAUGCUCGGCGACACGUGCGGCUCAGAAGGCAUCGCGAAAUGGGCGUACGGCGCGGAUGUUCUCGUCCACGAGUCCACGUUCAACGCGGAGAGAGCGAAAGAAGCUUUAUUCAAAGGCCACUCGACGUCGGCUAUGGCGGGAUCGUUUGCCAAAAGGGUCAACGCUCGAACUUUGGUUUUGACGCACUUUUCCGCGCGCUACUCCGGGAAUUCCGCCUCUAGUUCUUCUUCAGCUCCGAGCAACAGCAAAUACGAAUAUGACGACGACGACGACCAUGAAGAAGAUGAAGAAGACCAAGAAGAUAACGAGGCUCCACCGGACCACGAACCGUCCGAAGACGAGCUCUUCCAGGAACGAAUGCACGUCGGCGUCUUGGUCGAGGAAGCCGCGAAAGCGAAAGGCGACGCGCGCGUCCUCGCCGCCUCGGAUUUAUUCACCUUAGCUAUCCCAUCUAGAGAGGAAACGGACGAGCUCGACAGGAAGAGAGAACAAAAGCUCGGUCCUCGAAGCGCGUGGUUCGACGAUAAAAACAACAAAUACGUCUUGCCAAAGAUGACGUUUCCCGGAAGGAAGGAAGAAAACAACAACACCUCGUCGGGGCCUCAUUCUUCGCCGAAUAAUUACACGACGACGACGACGAGAAACAAUAACAAUACUCAAAAUAAUACUAGUCAUAGAGAUAGAGAACACGGCGAAUCGGGUGUGCCGCGUAGUUUUAGGAGAUGA
Messenger RNA from Bathycoccus prasinos, 2040 nucleotides. RefSeq names its product ribonuclease Z. The record is from RefSeq and is a predicted model, not a curated record. Gene Ontology annotation, molecular function: 3'-tRNA processing endoribonuclease activity. The transcript has a single exon. Bases 1 to 2040 code for a protein of 679 amino acids. Lineage: Eukaryota; Viridiplantae; Chlorophyta; Mamiellophyceae; Mamiellales; Bathycoccaceae. Gene Ontology annotation, cellular component: nucleus.